Messenger RNA from Malurus melanocephalus (red-backed fairy wren), 1167 nucleotides. RefSeq names its product type II inositol 3,4-bisphosphate 4-phosphatase-like. Gene Ontology annotation, cellular component: cytoplasm. Bases 436 to 1167 code for a protein of 243 amino acids. Lineage: Eukaryota; Metazoa; Chordata; Aves; Passeriformes; Maluridae. The record is from RefSeq and is a predicted model, not a curated record. Gene Ontology annotation, molecular function: phosphatidylinositol-3,4-bisphosphate 4-phosphatase activity. The transcript is spliced from 8 exons.
AGCCGCGCCGCGCCGCGCCGCGCUGCCUGCUGGCCGCAGGGCUGCCGGAGAGGCGGCUGGCGGCUCYCCUCGCUACCUGCGGGGUCGCCGCCGGCUCGCCGUGACAUUGGGAGGGGACUCCAGAGGGUGGCGCCGGGGGCAGGAGCGCCCGUGCCCAGCGCCAGCCGCACCUCGCCCUCCCGGCGGCGGCGGGGAGCGGGGCGGCGGGGGGGGGCUCGGCUCCGGCUGCCCAGGCGCGCAGCCCUUCAUUUCCUCUCGCCGUCCGUCGCGCUGCUGGAGGCUCCGGACUAUAAAUAGCAGCUCGCCCGGCGCCGAGCGCCUCCCGCACGCACCGGGGGAAAGUGCCGCGCCGGCCGCCCCGCCGGGCGCCCGCCCCGCUGCCGGACAGAACCGAGGGAGAGAUGGUGCCGACUGAAAGGAAAUCUGCUUUUUCUAAUGAAAAAUAAGAGCUCUGAAGCCUCUGAAGUGGUAGUCCUGGAGCGCUGCUGGGUUGUGGAGUUCAAGARUAAAACAAAUGCUUCAAUAGUUCUCAAGUUUCAGAGUGGAGAACUGGAACUUUACCUUGAAGCUGCAUCGAAGGCAGACUGUGAGUCCUGGGCUGUGGCACUGGGGGAGGCGAACUCGGAAGGUUUGCGGAAUAAAAUUCAGCAGCUCCGGAGGCGGAUCAUGGAAAUCAAAGAGGAGAGRUCAUCAGAUGAAGCACGACAGUUUCUCCCUCCAUCCCAGUUAGACAGUCUAGGAGAGCCCCAGUUUACAAGUAUUCAGAGAAUUGCAAAUGAGCCAAAGCUGGAGUUCAGUCUUGCAUGCAAGGAUCUAGUGGCUGCUACCCGUGAUCGGAAGCUGAACACGUUUAUCCAAGUCUCAGUGGUGCAUCCAGCAGAGCACAUUUUGACACGGUAUUCAAGCACUGAAAUCGUGGAGGGUACAAAAGAUCCACUGUUUUUGACUGGUGUGACAUUCCCACCGGAAUAUCCCAUCUAUGAGGAAACUAAAAUAAAACUAACAGUCUAUGAUGUCAAAGAUAAAUCCCAGGACACGAACUUUCCUUCAGCAGUGGCUGAAGAGCAUGUUAAAGCUUAUGGAUUGAUUAUGAAAGAUGUUCAGACUGGAGAUACUUACACACCUGAAGAUGUCAGCUGGCUGCUCUAUAGAUUCAAAUCAAGUUAG